Molecule: messenger RNA, 2054 nt
Organism: Zophobas morio
Lineage: Eukaryota; Metazoa; Arthropoda; Insecta; Coleoptera; Tenebrionidae
Gene: Flo2
Product: Flotillin 2
Exons: 6
Coding region: 148-1449 (433 amino acids)
Biological process (GO): regulation of myoblast differentiation; protein localization to plasma membrane
Cellular component (GO): flotillin complex; plasma membrane; cytoplasmic vesicle
Source: RefSeq, a predicted model, not a curated record
CGCACGCCAGUAGCUCGUAGCAUGUUGUAGAGGAUUGUUUCUCAAUAAAAAAAAUACGACGAAAAUUUUUCUUUUAACCUGCAAUUUCGAAAAAAGUCGGUCGGUGAGUUGUUUGACUGGUGACCAGGAAGUGUUUGUGUCUGCAAAAUGGGUAAUAUACACACAGUCGGUCCGAAUGAAGCCCUCAUCGUUUCAGGAGGAUGCUGCGGUUCGACCAAACGCGUGACGAUAGUAGGGGGAUGGGCAUGGGCAUGGUGGUUGGUCACCGACGUCCAACGCCUGUCCCUCGAGGUGAUGACCCUAAAUCCUAUGUGCGAAAGCGUCGAGACGGCUCAAGGCGUCCCCUUAACUGUCACGGGCGUUGCUCAAUGCAAAAUCAUGAAGGCCGACGAACUUUUAUACACCGCCUCGGAACAGUUCCUCGGGAAAUCCGUCAACGAGAUAAAAGCCACCAUUUUGCAAACGUUGGAAGGGCAUCUGCGAGCGAUUUUAGGAACUCUUACCGUAGAAGAAGUGUAUCGCGACCGGGACCAAUUCGCAGCUCUAGUACGUGAAGUAGCUGCACCUGACGUAGGCCGGAUGGGCAUAGAGAUCCUCUCUUUCACCAUCAAGGAUGUUUAUGACGAAGUACAAUACUUGACAUCGCUAGGAAAAGCCCAAACAGCCAUGGUAAAACGUGACGCAGACGCCGGCGUUGCGGAAGCCAAUCGCGACGCUGGAAUCCGCGAAGCGGAGUGCCAGAAAUCGGCCAUGGACGUCAAAUACUCGACGGAUACGAAAAUCGAAGAUAAUUCGAGGAUGUUUAAGCUGCAAAAGGCGAAUUUCAACCAAGAAAUCAACACUGCCAAAGCCGAAGCACAACUGGCCUACGAAUUACAAGCUGCAAAGAUACGUCAGAAGAUACGAAACGAAGAAAUCCAGAUUGAUGUCGUGGAAAGGAAGAAACAGAUCGAGGUAGAAGCCCAAGAGGUACUCAGAAAGGAGAGGGAACUUAACGCUACCGUUCGUUUGCCGGCUGAAGCUGAAAGUUACAAGGUCCAAAUGUUGGCUGAAGGAAGACGAACUCAGACUGUACAAACCGCCAAAGCCGACAGUGAACGAAUAAAAUUACUCGGAAGUGCCGAAGCUGCCGCCAUUUCAAGUGUAGGGAAAGCCGACGCUGAGCGCAUGAGACAAAAAGCUGCUGUGUACAAGCAAUACGGAGAUGCUGCCAUUAUGUCUCUCGUUCUAGAUGCCUUACCAAAGAUCGCUGCCGAGGUGUCAGCCCCACUGGCCAAAACCGAGGAAAUCGUUUUAAUAGGAGGUCCUGACGCAACCACUGCCGAAAUAACUCGGUUAGUAGGACAAAUACCACCUGCCGUGAAUGCCUUAACCGGAGUCAACCUAUCUAAAGUUCUUGGAAAAAUUCCUGGCGCAUCUACUCAACCUGUUACAGCUGCUGUCAAAUAAAAUAAUCCCGAAAUUUGAAACUUGCGCGUUUUUGGCCUCCGUUAUCUUAUAUCGCACUUCUCUUCAUAAAAAUAAUAAUAUUGUAAUAGUCCAUACUCGUGGCUGCAUUUACUUCAAAAGAAAAACUCAAAAAAAAUCGCUCAGGACUACGAAUUCGAUUGUUUACCAAUAGCAAGUUUUGUUCGUAUUUUAAUGUUGUUUUAAGAAAUGAAACCGUGUCUAAGUACCGGUUAGUGUUCAAUUUUAAUAAAUGAAUAAUGCUUUUCAGUAAAGUUUCAGAGUUUAGGGUAUAGUGAAAAAGUUCUACAUGUAUUUUUCUACUCCCAAUUCUACUUUUUACUUUUUUAUUUUAGUUUUAGUAUAGUGGAACACCAAAUACAAGCCGGAAGGUCCCGAUUUGCCAUACGUGUUGUAAAACGCUUGAGUAUUGUACAAGUUUGUUUUAUUUUUUAUACGGUUUUAUUUUAUGUUAUUACGUGAUAAGUCUAUUUUUGCUAAGUUUUUACGUUGGUUUGGUCAAUCUGUGCUUCGAUUUUACACUAGGUGUGGAUAUUUGUUACCCCUCCCCCCACAUGUGUGAAAUAAAAUAUUUUAGUAAAUGGCAA